AUGGCCAGUGUCUCGCGGGGCAUCGCCCUGCUGCCUCUGCCGCUCCGAGCCCUCCCACGCCCGUGCCCGGCCGCACCGUCCCGACUCUUCACAACCUCGCUCCUCCGACUGCGAACCGCGCAACCGGGCUCGCUGCCUCCAAAGCAAGCCAAGAAGACGCCCUACAGACCGUCGCCCCCAGCGGAAAACCGUACAGCCGGCGCGCCCUCCCGGUACGCAUUCGUCAAGAGCCUCUCGUCGAAGCAAACCCCCACGGUGCUCUACGAAGCGCCCUCCCACUUCUGGUUCUACUUUGGCUGCUGGUCCAGCGGCGUCGCCAUCCUCUCGUGGACGGCGCUCACGGGGCCGACGGUCGUCCAGCAGCCCGACGGGACGCCGCAGUGGGUGGGCUUCGUCUUUGGCGCGUCGUACGUGCUCCUCGGCGCAAUGGGCUUCUACCUGCUUUCCAAGACGCCCAACAUUGUCAGCACGAUACGCGUCUUGCCGCCGGCGCCUUCUCCCGCCGGCGCCGCAUCCCCGCGGCUCGAGGUCACGGUGAAGCGGAUGCUGCCGGUCCUCAGGCCGAGGACCGUCACGGCCGGUCUCGAGAGCGUGGCCCUCAAGUCGAGGUUCUCCCUGCCCGAGGAGUACGUCCCCGAGCUGGCGCGGCUGGAGCAGAGGAGGAGGGAGGAGCAGAGGCGCGAGGCGCUGCGCAGGUUCGACAUGGAGCAUCUGCUGACCAUGCCGUUCCGGAGACUGGGCAGGACGCUUGCAAACAUGUUUCGCGGGGUGAGGAGCGCGUGGACAGACAUGGGAUUUGGGGUUCUACGCGUCGACGGCAAGGAGUUCAAGGUCGACGUGACAAAGGGUUUUGCGCACGACGGCUUCAGGACGCUGGAGCAGAUUGUGGCCGUGGGCUAUGCUGCAAAGUAG
This is a messenger RNA of Metarhizium album ARSEF 1941, 912 nucleotides long. RefSeq lists its product as uncharacterized. The transcript has a single exon. The record is from RefSeq and is a predicted model, not a curated record. The coding region runs from base 1 to 912 and encodes 303 amino acids. NCBI's taxonomy places the organism in Eukaryota, Fungi, Ascomycota, Sordariomycetes, Hypocreales, Clavicipitaceae.